Molecule: messenger RNA, 231 nt
Organism: Fusarium venenatum
Lineage: Eukaryota; Fungi; Ascomycota; Sordariomycetes; Hypocreales; Nectriaceae
Source: RefSeq, a predicted model, not a curated record
AUGUCGAUGGGCUUAUCGGCACCACACUCUGUCCUCAAGCAUGGCGCUUCCGAUGGCCAGACUCGCGCCGGAGGGGUUGUGAAACCGCAUGGCUGCCUCAAUCGCUCGGAGGACCGGUUGGCUUCGAGUGAUAAUGGCACCAAGACGAAGGCCAGCGGCGCCAAAAUCCUUACUGAGUCCGUAGGUGACGUGGAGAAGGCUCGGGUCAAUGAGGCUUGUGGAAUCUAUUGA